UGAAUCCACGCUUCAGUGACAGCUGAUGAGGCAGAGACUCGCACUUGCCUGUGUUGACACUGGACCGAUAUGCGGCGAUGCUCUUGCGUGUGAAAGCGUUUGCAGCGGUCUCUAAGCAGCUACAGAGAGAUUUCGCCUCGGAUGAGAGAUUAGGAGCUGGUGGUGGUGGAGGAGGAGAAAAGGGAGGAGGAGGAAGAGGAGGAAAAGCAACCAGCAGCAUCAGGAGGAAAAAACACUGGUAUCUUUUGGUCCACCGCGUCUCUUCUGUGGCAGCAGGCCCGUCGACUGUGAGAGGAAGCCGGGGGCUGGAUUUAAAAUGUCGCAGGGAUGUGCUGAAGGCUUGAUGAUGAAAGGAGGAAGAGGAGGAGAGAGUGGAGUGACCGCUUCCUGGUUCAACACAGGUUGUAAUUAGACCCCUUGCAAAGCCAGCACAGUCUGUGGUCAGGAGGUGAUGGCAGUGCUCACUGAGCCUCACCACCACUACAACCCAUUCCUAAAGAUGGACACCCCCCUCCUUCUCGCCUGAGCCUGACCUCAGCGCUGCCUCCUUCCCCUCCUUUCCUUCUGCCUCCCCUCAUUCAUUUCCCUCCUUCCUCUAUCUCCUCAUCCUAAAGCACUUGCCCCCUUAAAUGCACCUACCCCUUCCCUCCAUCUAUUACCCCCUCAUUGAAUACACAUUGAGUACCUCCACGAUCUCUCUUGAUAAUGGCGUGCUUUGGUCGCUCUCUGGACUCCCCGUGCACACUGGCCUUGCUGGUGGGCUUUCAGUUUGCCUUUGUUCUCUACUUCUCCCUCGGGGGCUUCAGAGGCUUGGUGUCGGUAUUGGUGCACACCACAGAGCCGGAGUUUGAUUACUCUCGACCUCACGACGUCUAUACAAACCUCAGUCAUCUGGGAGUACCUCCUCCCCCACCCCGCAACUCUGGCACUGGACCACCUGCUACAGGACCACCACUGAAAGACUGCCAGAUCCCUUCCCCGCUGCUCGUGGGACCUGUUUCAGUCCAUCUUGCAGCCCCUCUUUCUAUGGAGGAGAUCAGACAGAGGAACCCCUUAGUGUCUCUAGGCGGACACUACCGUCCUCCAGACUGUGAACCCCGCCACCACACAGCGAUAGUGGUACCAUAUCGGAAUCGGCAGACUCACCUGCGUGCCCUCCUCUACCACCUGCACCCCUUCCUGCAACGACAGCAGAUCCACUACAGCAUCUAUAUUGUACAGCAGUGGGGGAACGGUACCUUUAACCGAGCCAAGCUGCUGAACGUUGGGGUGCGGGAGGCCCUCAGAGAUGAAGACUGGAGCUGCAUCUUCCUGCAUGAUGUAGACCUGCUGCCUGAGAACGACCACAACACCUACACCUGCCACAAGCAGUUCCCCACACACCUGUCUGUGGCCAUGGACAAGUUCAGAUACAGGCUGCCAUACCCACAGUAUUUUGGUGGGGUGUCUGCGGUGACACCAGACCAGUACAUGAAGAUGAACGGCUUUCCUAACCAGUACUGGGGAUGGGGUGGAGAGGAUGAUGACAUCGCUGCAAGAGUGCGCCUGUCUGGCAUGAAGAUCAUGCGCCCCCCAGUGGCCAUUGGUCAUUACAAGAUGAUCAAGCAUAAAGGAGACAGAGGCAAUGAGCAAAACCCACGCAGAUUUGACCUCCUGAAAAGGACCAGACUCAACUGGCGCUCCGAUGGCCUCAACUCUCUGACCUACGAGCUUCUUUCUAGACAGCUGGAGCCUCUCUACACCAACCUCACUGUCAACAUUGGAGAGGAUCCCCGUCUCCCACUGGGGAAAGCACCUCUCCUUUUGAAAGAAACAACCCCGGUUCACCAACGUAGCAUCAUCAGCAGCAAGAGCGGGAGCCCGGCCAAACAGGAAAACAGAGAGGUGGAGGCAGCGAAUGUGACCGCGCUCAAGUCAGUUGGUGACAAGACAGAACCUGCUCAGUCAAAGACAGAAAAUCAAACACACCGGGAGAAGACAGGUGUGAUGAAGUAGGAUGAGGUGUGUCAAACAGGGGCUGCAUCACAUCUGUAGCGUAAAGCAGUGUUGGGUUUGUGGAACUCAGAAUACACCAGCUUUUUGUGCUCAGAGCAGGUUAUGCAAUGGGUGGAAGGAAGAAGCUACUACAGGGAUGCAUUCAGCAACGCCACUGAGUCAUCUCUUGGUUUAUCAUCUACUGAAUGUGACUCUACUGACUGACAUGAGUCUUCCGCUCCGGAGCCAAAGAGAACAGUGGCGCAGGACUCGGUCAAACCACGCAGAGGUCCAAAAGCAGCUGAAUGAAAAUGAGACAGCGCAUAUAUAAAUCUCUGCUCUUUUCCAGACAUCGCAAACUGUAAGCAACCCAUCUGCUGUCAUUCGCAGACCUGCAGUUUCAUCCAGUUUGCUCCUGAAAAACUGCUGCUGUCAGUCCAUCCCACUUCAUGGUGGGUUUGUGUUUCUGUGCCUUCUCUCUUUUAAUGCGCAUUUUAUAGACUGGUAGAGUUGCUUCUAGACGCUGAUCUGGGGUUCAUUUUUUCCUUCUCCUGCAAAUGUUAGAAAAGCAGGGAGGCUCGAGCUGAUCCUAGACCAGAACCAAUGAUUUGUUCCAGGACUGCCGUUUUAUAUUUGUGUGCAUCGAUCUAGCGCUGACCGAGCCGAGUCAAACAUAGUUAUCGGACAAUUCUAGAGUUUAUAUUUAUAUCCAGAGACUUCUUUAUUUAUUUGUUUACUGAUUUGUCCCCUUCCCUUACUGUCUGGUGCCUCUCUGACAUUUAGUUUCUAGACAAUCAAAUCAAAUGGGAAGAUAAUUAUGUAUCCAAACAUACACUCAUAACAAAGUGAGGAAAUAUUAUCAUGACUAUCUUUACAUAAACGUGGCAUGAUAGUUGUUGUCUAGCUUGACUAUACUCUCGAUACAUGGAUAGACCUGUGCUUCUGAUAUUAUCCGUACUUCAGUAUUUUCUUUUAGAAUAUAGUCAGAAAUGGAAAAAAGUAAGUGCAGACAAUAUUGUAGGCCCGUGGCUGCACAUUUGCCAAUGUCAGAUAGUAUGUCCAAAAAUUACAAAUAGUUACAAUAAAGCACUGUGUGUAGAGCUUGGUUGGCUAAAACAGCCUGACAUCUUCAGAGUGGGUCUUUUGGUGUAUUAUGAAAGACCGUGGUAACUCUAACAAAUAGAAACAAGCCUCUCCUUGUUCUUUUUUUGCUAGAUGAAGCUUCUGUGGACACAAGGAGAGGAAAUGCGUGUUAGGCAGAGGAUUAAAUAGUUUCACUUUUAGGCCUGCCCAAAUUAGGACGUGCAUGUAAGUUAUUUGUGUAAACAAAUCCACUACUAUCAUCUUUUUUCUCUGUAGUCAAAGCCACUACAUCUCUUAGAUCCUGUUUGUUUUCCAUAUCAGCCAUGUGGAAUGUAUGGUCUAAGUCGUCAUCAGGUGAGCUUAUUUCGAGGACAGGGACUUCAAUUUGAGAACUCACAAGGUUUAGGAUUUCUUGCUGCUAUUUGACUAGAGAAAAGGUGACUUGUAUUAUUAACCACUCGUUUUGGGACUGUGUUUUAUCAUAACAACAGGUAAUGUAUUGCUCAUGUGUUGAAGUUGAAUGUAUUUAAUUUAUUGUUUUAUUUAUUGACUCACUGGUAGAGCUAAACUCUGACUUCUACUGCUGUAGGGGUCUCCAUUGUCACCAUAUUUAUACAAUAUCUCCAUGUUCCUUAUGUUAACAUUGUGCCUCAUACUACUGGGGGGGAUCCAAGACAUUUUUCUGGGUUACAUGUGAGCGCCCUCAAGUGGCUCAGUCUGGCAUAGCGCCAGCCAAGAGGAACCAAGGACUGAAUGAAACUGCAAUGUUGUGACUUGAAUGUGAAAUAUUAACGUCCGCCAUUCACAGGUUUCAGCCAAUCAAAUCUUUGCAUCGCUCUGUUUGGAGGGUUUCUCGUGUGCGUGGUAUCACAUGAUUGAUCCUGCUGAGCUUAAAGGUGUAGAGCAACUCUCCCCUAAUUUUGCUGGUUAAUGGAACCAAAAAAACGUACAUUCUAAGUGUUUUAUGAAUGGAUCUAGUUUUAUAGAAGGAGUCUAUGUUUAUAUAUGUCCAGACAAUACAAAGAGUGCAGUACAAGCAGAUUAUACUGACACACGGAGAUGUAAUGAGGCCUAAUUUCCAAGCUUUAUACUACAUAAGAGUUUAGUUGCAUAACAAUAGAUAAUAUAUCCUCCAUUUAUUAUAUUGCCUGUGACGAUGCCUGUAUGACAUGAUGCAGUGACACACUGAAAGCUUUGAAGGACGUUAUGUAAUCUCAGAGUAAUCGGCAAACUGUGUGCAUACCUGGAGAUUGUUCUAUAUUUAAUAAAUAGGCUAGUUUUUAUAAAGGUUAAGUGUUGGAAAUAUAUACAGUGUAGUUGAAUGCAAAUUCAGUGAACUGGCUUUGGGAUUUCUUGGUAAGACUUUUUAUUUAAAGGGGUCAUUAUAUCACAAGUUGGUUUUGCCCAUAAACAAACACGUGUGAGAAGAGCUGUUGAGAACAUUCAAAUGAGACAUAUCUAAUACAUCACACCAUUUAUUAUGAAGAAGCCUGAUUGCAUAACUACUGAAGCGUAUUGCAUUCACAUGAGGAAAUAAAUUCUGCUCUGUUUUUCUGAAUUAAUGAGUUAAUUAUCUCGGAAUUACAUGAAGAGUGUUUUGUACAGUGUUCCCGCCUGUCAAUCAGGUCAGCUGUGCCUCUCAUUGGAAGACUUGUAAUCUCAAUAUGUUUGAAAUUGCCACGUUAGAAAAAUUCACCCCCCUACAGUGUGUGCUGAUUGAGAAAUGAGCUAUCCAGACUACACUUGUCUUUUGUACCAGGCUGUAAACAUGUUUAUUUCUGCUGUAAAGAUCGUCGUCUUUGAAUUGGUGUGUAUGUGGUUUCCGGUGCUCCCGGAGCCAGCCUCAAGCGGAUCCUCGAUUAACUGCAGUUUUUAGCACUUCUGCAUUGGACUCAUAUUUUUAGAUUGGAGGUUGCUGCUUGAUUGAACCAUGACGUUUUCCACUAUCGUUCUUAACUGAAAUUAGUCAGUGGAAACUGGUAUUUUUAAAAUUCACCAACACAGAUUUUAAAUUUUCUGAAUAAAUGAUAAUUUUAGAUAUUUUCAAAGAGAGAUUAUUUUAAAAAUGCAAGUUUCCACUGACUAAUUUCAGCUCCGACCAAUAGUGGGAAAACAUCAUGGUUUAAUCCUGUCAAUCACAACUAGAUCUGAUGUUUCAUUUCAAAAUAAGACACUUGAAAUUUAGCAUAAUUGCAAAGAUUUAUAUUUUUAAAUUAUUUUAAAAUUCCAGUUUCCAUAGACUAAUUUCAGUUCCAAAAUUGUAAAAUCUGUGUUUCCGCGCUAUUACUGUAAUGCCUGUUCUAAAUGCACACAACAGAAUACAGUGGAGGCUAGCUUGACUGCAUAAAGCUUAGAGCUUUUGUUGACGUUCAGGUAGGCCACCCAACAACUUGUUAAUUCGGAAAAACAGAGCGAAUUUUCUUUUUAAUUCACAAAAAAAGAACAUGUUUCUCAUAAUUCUGAGAUGAUUAACUUGUUAAUUCAGAAAUUCCAAGAUAACUUGUUCAUUCAGAAAAACAGAGCAGAAUUUUUUUUCCCAGGUGAAUGCAAUACGCUUCAGUACAUAACGCAACGCAAUGUACCUGUGGUUUUCUUAGGUCGCCUUAUUUACUGACCUUGUUCUCAAGAUGAGUAAGAGUGCCAGUGUGUGUGCUUGUGUGUGUGUGUGUGUGAGAGAGAGAGAGUGUGUGUGCUGGGUGUUUGUGAGCGAGGUCUCUAAAAAAGGCAACCGCAGCAGCCUGCUUUGAUUGACUGUGUUUUGACAGAAAGCAAAUGUCCAUCAAUAAAAACUCAUCGUCAA
Notolabrus celidotus (New Zealand spotty) is the source of this 5857-nucleotide messenger RNA. RefSeq names its product UDP-Gal:betaGlcNAc beta 1,4- galactosyltransferase, polypeptide 3 (gene b4galt3). The record is from RefSeq and is a predicted model, not a curated record. Gene Ontology annotation, molecular function: glycosyltransferase activity. Bases 706 to 1995 code for a protein of 429 amino acids. NCBI's taxonomy places the organism in Eukaryota, Metazoa, Chordata, Actinopteri, Labriformes, Labridae. Gene Ontology annotation, biological process: carbohydrate metabolic process; galactosylceramide biosynthetic process. The transcript is spliced from 8 exons.